Mus pahari (shrew mouse) is the source of this 2018-nucleotide messenger RNA. It is a transcript of the gene Surf4, whose product is annotated as surfeit 4. Gene Ontology annotation, biological process: Golgi organization. Lineage: Eukaryota; Metazoa; Chordata; Mammalia; Rodentia; Muridae. The coding region runs from base 136 to 945 and encodes 269 amino acids. The transcript has 6 exons. Gene Ontology annotation, cellular component: endoplasmic reticulum; membrane; endoplasmic reticulum-Golgi intermediate compartment. The record is from RefSeq and is a predicted model, not a curated record.
CCCUUUAAGGCUUGGCCUACGUGGCAGCCGCUAGAGCAGCCGCGGCUCAGCGAGGCCGGCCGCCGGGUACUUCCUGUGGAGGCCGCAGCAGGCGCGAGCGCCCAGGACCUGCCAGCUGAGCCUUCCGCCGCCGCCAUGGGACAGAACGACCUGAUGGGCACGGCCGAGGACUUCGCCGACCAGUUCCUUCGAGUCACCAAGCAGUACCUGCCUCAUGUGGCACGCCUCUGCCUGAUCAGCACCUUCCUGGAGGACGGCAUCCGCAUGUGGUUCCAGUGGAGUGAGCAGCGUGACUAUAUCGACACCACCUGGAGCUGUGGCUACCUGUUGGCCUCAUCCUUCGUGUUCCUCAACCUGCUGGGGCAGUUGACUGGCUGUGUUUUGGUGCUGAGCAGGAACUUCGUGCAGUACGCCUGCUUUGGGCUGUUUGGAAUCAUCGCACUGCAGACAAUUGCCUAUAGCAUUUUGUGGGACUUGAAGUUUCUCAUGAGGAACCUGGCUUUAGGAGGAGGUUUGCUGCUGCUCUUGGCAGAAUCCCGCUCAGAAGGGAAGAGCAUGUUUGCCGGUGUCCCAACCAUGCGUGAGAGCUCCCCCAAGCAGUACAUGCAGCUUGGAGGAAGGGUCCUGCUGGUCCUGAUGUUCAUGACCCUCCUUCACUUUGAUGCCAGCUUCUUUUCUAUUAUCCAGAACAUUGUGGGCACAGCUCUGAUGAUCUUAGUAGCCAUUGGUUUUAAAACCAAGCUGGCAGCUUUGACUCUUGUCGUCUGGCUGUUUGCCAUCAACGUGUAUUUCAACGCCUUCUGGACAAUCCCGGUAUAUAAACCCAUGCACGACUUCCUGAAAUACGACUUCUUCCAGACCAUGUCAGUGAUUGGAGGCCUGCUCCUGGUGGUGGCUCUUGGUCCAGGGGGUGUCUCCAUGGAUGAGAAGAAGAAAGAGUGGUAACACACAGAUCCCUCCCCUCCCUGGCUGAGGCACAAGGCCCUGGACUGGUUCAGGGUAGAGUCAACAAACUGCCAGUGUUUAUGUGUCCUUUUCCCUUCCCCUCCCUUGGUAAAGGCACAGAUGUUUUGAGAACUUUAUUUGCAGACACCUGAAAAUUGGAGGUAAAAUCUUUGGAAAUAGUCUGGAGUCUGACUGUCCAGGGCUGGCCAGCUGGAUGGUCACUCCUUAGCCAAGGCUUGGAGAAGACAGUGUGCUGGGCUGUGGCCUCAUUCCUCCUGUUCCUUUUGGGGAAGUCAUACUGAGCUGUACUUUAUCAUUCAAAGCAGUUUCCCUCCUUAGUUUUGAGUUUACAUCCUUAGCUCAAACUACUAAAUGACUUAGGAUAGUCCAGCCAAACACCAAACAAACGGUUAAACCUCCAGUUCAGAAUUCUACCAGUGGCCCCAGCACUGCUUCUGCCCCUGUAUUUUAUAGGAUCAGUGAAGAUGUUAGAGAAACCAAGUCAAGAACAGUACAGUAUUGGAAAGGUGGGUGUUACUGCCAGCCCAUGUCCUUGAUGUUAGCCAGCUGGAUGCUGUUUACUGGGUGAAAGGUACCUUGGGAGUUUCCAUGGCUCCAAGCAGGGAUGGGAUGGGGUAAGUAGCAGGAAGUUCUUAGAAAGCUGCUAUCCCUCAAGCUUGGUGGUGGAAAGGGCAGGAAAGCAGGCUGCUCACAGGACGGGCCCACACAACCACCAUGGAGCCAGCCCGGGGAACAGCGAUGCCAUGAGGCCCGGAAGUGAGGAGCCCCAGUACUCAAGACACCCAGGCUCAACCCAGUUACCUCACACUUGACCUUCUCAGAGCAAGGCCUGAACUCCACAGGUUGUGGUCCCCCAACCCCCAGCUUAACUCCCUGUUCCAGGCUGAGCUGACCCCAUCGACAGCCCUGAUGCCACCAUUCCCCUGAGGCUGUUGCUUGCUCAGAUUUUUGUCAACUUGCUCUGCUGGAUGCAGCCAAGAUACUUUUUACAAUUUGUGAUGCCUUACCAAUUUGAUCUCAGUCCUGUAUUUAAAGUUUUCUAACAUUGCCUU